Limulus polyphemus (Atlantic horseshoe crab) is the source of this 5430-nucleotide messenger RNA. RefSeq names its product paired box protein Pax-6-like. Gene Ontology annotation, biological process: regulation of transcription by RNA polymerase II; anatomical structure development. Gene Ontology annotation, molecular function: RNA polymerase II cis-regulatory region sequence-specific DNA binding; DNA-binding transcription factor activity, RNA polymerase II-specific. Bases 554 to 1972 code for a protein of 472 amino acids. The transcript is spliced from 10 exons. Lineage: Eukaryota; Metazoa; Arthropoda; Merostomata; Xiphosura; Limulidae. The record is from RefSeq and is a predicted model, not a curated record.
AAGUGAAAGACCGUCGUGUAAGAUAUCGACGCAGGCGCUCAUAGUUGAUUUUAGUGUUUUACGACUCGUGGUCAGUGGCACUAGUUCACAUCCAUUAGAUCUUGUGAAACAAGGGAAUAUGAAUAAUGUAUUAGUAGUGAAAUAAAAACGAUGGAAAAAAUUAUAGUCGUUGUUCAAACAGUUCAGUAGAAUCUAAUUUACUAACGACCUUCGAAUAUGAUUCGCUCAUUUGUGCUCCAAUACACGUGUGAAGACUACACCUCAUUCAAAAUUUCGAAUUGUGAGAAAUAUCACGAGGAACAGAAUAUCUUCCCACGGUUGACCAUAUGCUCCGGUUUCUUUUUAAGCUAAGAGAUAAUUCAUAAAAGAAAACGAAAAAAAAACGUUUUUAGACCAAGAAUAGACCCACAUAGUCAAAAUUUACCUCUGACCCUUCAAUAAUCGAGGCCGAAAAACGGAGACCGUUCUCAGUACUGCUUCGGUGGAGACCCGCCCGCAGCUAGGCCUAACUCUCGUUCGUUGUGGCUUCCCGGGUUUGCAAUCAUCACAGAAGAUGCCACACAAAGAUUUUGACCCGUGUCGUCCCGGCCCACUUCUCCAGUCGUCUGUCUCAGAUCCAGGACACAGCGGUAUCAACCAGUUGGGAGGUAUCUACGUGAACGGACGGCCGCUACCUGACUCCACACGACAGAAGAUCGUAGAACUGGCCCACAGUGGUGCUAGGCCCUGCGACAUCUCCAGGAUUCUUCAGGUGUCUAACGGUUGCGUCUCCAAGAUCCUCGGCCGAUACUACGAGACCGGGUCCAUCCGGCCCCGGGCCAUCGGGGGAAGUAAACCCCGUGUGGCAACCCCGCCUGUUGUGAACAAAAUCGCCCAGUACAAACGAGAGUGUCCUUCUAUCUUUGCUUGGGAGAUUCGGGAUAGGCUAUUAUCUGAUGGGAUCUGUAAUAACGACAACGUUCCAAGUGUAUCAUCAAUUAAUCGAGUUUUACGAAACCUGGCGGCUCAAAAAGAACAACAAGUGCAUGCACAAGCACAAGAUGCUGUUUAUGAUAAACUACGCAUACUCAAUGGACAGGGAUGGCCUCGCCCGAACCCCUGGUAUCCUGGUAGUGCAACAUUUGGUGGAAUAACCUCUGCUUGCGUCCCUCCUCCGGUCACUGCGCCAAGUCUCCCUACUGAAAAUGGCCAAAUCCAGAAAAAAGAGGGCGACAGUGGAACCGAGAGUUCCAGCCGAAGUGACCCUGGCGGAAGCGGGGAUGAGGAUAACGCAGCACGGCUCCGGUUAAAAAGAAAGCUACAGAGAAAUCGAACCUCAUUCACCCCAGAGCAGAUUGAAGCUUUAGAAAAAGAGUUUGAAAGAACUCAUUAUCCAGAUGUAUUUGCCCGUGAACGGUUAGCAGCAAAGAUAGAUUUGCCAGAAGCUAGGAUACAGGCUGUUUCUGUCCAGGUCUGGUUCUCCAAUCGUAGAGCGAAGUGGCGGCGAGAGGAAAAACUACGGAACCAAAGACGAGCUGCCGAACAAGCUGCAGCAGCAGCCGCCAACACAGCACCAGCUCGUCUACCCCUCAACGCCGGCUUUCCGAAUGCCCUAUACCCGAGUAUCGGACAGCCAAUGGCUAGUAUGACAGAUACUUACAGUUCCAUUCCGCCGAUGUCCACUUACUCUAUGUCCAACAACAUGGGUCCUAGUUCUUGUCUUCAACAGCAAGCGCCAUCUUAUUCCUGCAUGCUACCACCAGGGAGUGCUAGAAGCUACGAUCCCCUGUCACUUGGAAGUUAUAGCAGACCAUCAUGUCCUACCGCACAGCCAUAUGUCAUGCAGCCUGUAAAUGGCCAAUUUCAUACAGUUAACAACGCCAGUGCUGGAUCUACAGGUCUGAUAUCGCCAGGACUCUCUGUCCCAGUGCAAGUCCCAGCCCAGACUGGUGAACUAAAUAUGUCCUCUGCCUAUUGGCCAAGAAUUCAGUGACAUUGGGAGCGUCAGAAGCACGUAUAGACAGGAAAACGAAAACUAGCUUUUGACGCCCUUAACGUAUUUAACCAUAAAAAAAAGAGUCUUUAUUAACUGUUGGUGAAUAUAAAUAUACAGUUUUAUUAAAACCUGAAAGAAAACACAAAAUUAACACCAUGAACAGACUAUUCUUCUGAGGAAGCUGUGAAGCUCUAGGGUUUCAUCCUUUUAUAUUACUGUUAUCAACAUCUGUAGUUCUAACAAAAACUAUCUUAAUGUAAUGUUAUCGAAAAGCACUUGGUCAUUCGGUUUACUACCAAGAAAUAUCACGUAAUGAUAAAUCUCGUGCACAUCAAAUUUAGUCUAAACUUUAUACAUUACAGAAGUCUUUAGCCAUUGAAAAUGUGAAUAUCUGACAUUUCCCCUGACUUUUAUCUAGUCUUCCGGUUUAUUAGUUAUUACAAUUGCAUGUUUGUACUAUAGCUCUUUUUGUGCUACAGUUUGUAUAACUGAGUCUUUUUAAUGUGUAUUUGUUACAAGGUGUGGAAGAUUUGAUUGGUGUAAAUUUUGUCCAUAAAAUGUUACUUUUGAAAAUGGAGAAAUAUGCAACAUUUUUUUUCUUUCCAUACAAAUCACUGUCUUUUAACAAAUAUUGUAUAACUAAUAUUAGAAAUUUCAUGAACAAGCCUUACAAUAUUUAAGAUACGAUACUUUUUUUUUUAGAUUUGAAACGGUUAUGUUUAAGUACAGACUGAUUUUGAGAUCAUUUUCUGACGACGUUUAUACAGAUAUUUUACACAGAUGCCUCCAAAACUUUUAAUACUGGUUUUCAUCCUUGCUAUUCAAAAAACAAACAAAACAGACAAUAAUUUCCAAUAAGAAAUAGAUAAUUUAAACUUACUGUUUCAAUAAUAUUGGCGUUGUUGAACCGUCGCCAUUUAAACUCUCUCUUAUGUUAUAAAGAUGAUUAGAUUAAUCCGUAAAGUUUAUUGAAAUCGUGUGUUCGUUGUUGUUGGUAAAGCUGCUUUGCCUCUUCUGUACUUGAUAUUUUACGCUGGAUCGUAUUUAUUCACUGUUUUCUAUAUGUUUUUUACUUCAAGUAGUUAAGCUGAAACAUUCCUGUUAAUAGAAGUCAAAUCAUAUUAACAUAACGACAUUCAAACACCUCUCGUGACAAUUGAAGCACUAAUGUCCGAUCGUCUCUUUAAAAUAAAUAUUUUGUUUAGAUAAGACCUUAGAUUCUUCCUCAGUUAUCCUUAUAAAAAGAUAACCUUGAAAUUUUCCCCCUGAUUUAAAAAAAAGAGAGAAAAAAAGAGAAAUCGUGAGAAUAAUUUGGGUAACAAACGGGUAAGCACUAAAGAUGUGCUGGGUAGAAUACUCUCUUUCAGUUGAGAGGUGUGUUUCCUUUGUUCAUUUUUUACCCAUAGUACUCUCUUUCAGUUGAGGAGGAUGUUCUUUUGUGCAUUUUUUACCUGCUGCACUCUCUUUCAGUUGAGGGGGGGGUUUCUUUGUUCAUUUCUUACCCGCAGUACUCUCUUUCAGUUGAAGGGGUGUCUCCUUUGUUCCUUUCUUACCUGUAGUACCAUCUUUUAGUUGAGGGGUUUCUUUGUGCAUUUUUUACUUGCUGCACUCUCUUUCAGUUGAGGAGGAUGUUCUUUUGUGCAUUUUUUACCUGCUGCACUCUCUUUUAGUUGAGGGGGGUUUCUUUGUUCAUUUCUUACCCAUAGUACUCUCUUUCAGUUGAAGGGGUGUUCCCUUUGUUCAAUUCUUAUCCGCAGUACUCUCUUUCAGUUGAGGAGAGGAGGAUGUUCCCUUUGUGCAUUUCUUACCCGUAGUACUCUCUUUCAGCUGAGGGGACGUUCUCUUUGUGCAUUUCUUAUCUGCUGCACUCUCUUCAGUAGAGGAGUAUUCACUUUGUGUAUUACUUUCUCGUAGUACUCCCUUUCAGUUGAGUGGUGUUCAAUUUGUGCACUUCUUGCCCAUGGAAGGUAUAUGUUAUCGUAACAUUUCCUUUAGUACCAGAAAUAUCCUUCAAGUAAUACUUUAAACGACCGAGAAGGCUGGUUAAUAUGAUGAUCUAACACUUGUACAAGUUUGUCUCGGGUAAGGAGUUUUUCAGAGUAAGUAACUUAAGCAUGUUUUAUUCUAAUUACUUGACAUCAGCAAGAUGACAAUCAUUUUCUGAGUCUACGACCUUAGUAUAGUUUAAUGACUACAGAAGAUACCUACCUAUCUUCUCUCAUUGAUAGAUUUAAAAGUUUAAUGUAUAUACUUAUAAUUAUUCCUUCACAGGUAUAUAUAGAAAACUAAUGUUAAUGAAAAUAAGAACUAGCUUAGGCUGACUCCACGGAUGCUAUCAACUUAAUACUAGGUAUAUUUUUUAAUAAAAAUGAUAUUGUAGUCUGAAGAAAGAUUAACACCCCGUAAUAAAAAAAAAGUGCACUAGAACACCCAAAUAUAUUCUAAGGCAUUUCUAAUAUCGUUAUCAGCACAUUCACAUUUUAAAAUCGAAAGAAAACCAAAUUAAACCCAAUAAAUUAACUAUUGUAAAUACAGCAAAGCACGAUUUUCAGAUCUCAACCAAAACUAAAGAAUAGAAAGAUUUACAGCCGUCACUUCUGUUGUAGGAAUAUCGAUGUGUUAAAUGUGAUGCUACAUAUAUGAACAUGAUUUUUCAGAGCUUAACUACAUUGAAAAAGGAGCAUGGAUUUGACUAGUCAGAAAAUACAAUCCGGUUUAAAAAAAAAACGUAACUCUAUCAACAACAACAACAAAUUAUGAAUGUCAAUGGUAAUGACUGAAGGAUUUAAGAAAUUAGAGAAACUAUUCGUGUCCAACACAACAAUAAACACAUUUCAAUAAAACUAUUCUAACGAAACUAUUAAUUAUUAACUAAAUAACAAAAUGAUAAUAUUUUAUUAUUCUUACAGGAAUCUAUUUACGACUCUUAAGACAACAUUUUAAAUAUCAAAGAUCGUGAAGACAUAUGUGAAUCUGUAAAACUUCGAAACAUUCUGUAGAAAAGAAUGUUUAUAUAUAACUGGAUUCGAAUCCACAUUAUCUUUUGUUAACACUCGUUGUACCAACUUUUUCAUUCUUGUUAAUUUAUCAUUUUAAUCGUUUAAAGUUUUGUAUACGAAAACGAGAACUGAUUUAAUAACUUCAAACUUCUAAGAGCUAAUUAAAUUUUGACGUAUUCACUUGCACUUAUGUGGUUCUAUAAUAGCAAGGGAAUAAGAAUGAUAUGCAUUUAUCAUGGUUUAGCAAAGAAAAAAAAACGUUCCUUAAGAAGACAAAGUGGAAAAUGUAAAAUCACGUGGAUAUGGAAAAUUAUGCUGAAAAACAUUCCUGGAAAUAAAUUAUUAUUAAUUCCAUUAAAAAUUUCCUUUGUCUUUUCACACGGAAUUUUGUUGUUGUUAGUAUAGAGAUCUAUCAUAAAGUUCUUUUAUUUCAAGAUCAGGUAAUUUAAAUAUGCG